This is a messenger RNA of Aspergillus chevalieri, 2625 nucleotides long. RefSeq lists its product as uncharacterized. The coding region runs from base 1 to 2625 and encodes 874 amino acids. Gene Ontology annotation, molecular function: UDP-glycosyltransferase activity; hexosyltransferase activity. Lineage: Eukaryota; Fungi; Ascomycota; Eurotiomycetes; Eurotiales; Aspergillaceae. The record is from RefSeq and is a predicted model, not a curated record. Gene Ontology annotation, biological process: carbohydrate metabolic process. The transcript is spliced from 6 exons.
AUGACCAGCAACAAUCAUGUGGAAGAAAUAUUUGAGCUACCAGGAGACCCUGUGGCAAUCUCUCCUUAUUCUUCAUCCGCGGCCAUUGGCAAGAACGGUAUUGACCUGAAAGAUGACGGCCGCGUGGAUAUCGACCUGGACUCAAACCUUAUGCGCCGUUUCUCUAUGUUGCACACUAGUCAGUUUCUAAGACGACCCUCAACACCACCACCUGAAUACUCGGAACUGCCCCCACAAGUCGACGAUGCUACAACAAGAGAGCUUGGGCACCUGCCGAAAUAUCCGGAGCCAGUUACGGAGAAUGGAAAGGCCUGGAAUGUUAAACUGAAUAUUGUCAUCCAAGUGGUGGGAAGUCGAGGCGAUGUGCAACCUUUCAUUGCCCUUGGAAACGAACUCAUGCGGUACGGACAUCGUGUGCGGCUGGCUACUCAUGGUAUAUUUGAAUCUUUUGUCCGGGACUCCGGGCUAGAGUUUUAUCCAAUUGGAGGCGAUCCAGCAGAGUUGAUGGCAUAUAUGGUCAAGAAUCCCGGCCUCAUUCCCACCAUGAAGAGUCUAGGAGCAGGUGAAAUUCAUCGGAAACGUCUUAUGAUCCGGCAGAUGUUGAGUGGAUGCUGGCAAUCAUGUAUAGAGCCGGAUAUGACUACGCAUGAACCCUUUGUAGCCGAUGCUAUUAUCGCCAACCCACCCAGCUUUGCGCACGUCCACUGCGCUCAGGCAUUAAGCAUCCCAGUACAUCUGAUGUUCACUAUGCCCUGGAGCAGUACAAAGGCUUUCCCACACCCGCUUGCAAACCUGAGGUGCGACAAUGCAGAUCAAGACUUAAAGAAUUAUAUCUCUUAUGACGUUGUCAAUUGGCUUACGUGGCAGGGUGUGGGCGAUGUGAUUAAUCAGUGGCGGAAAGAGCUUGAUUUAGAUGAAGUGGCUAUGUUUGAAGGCCCUUACCUUGCUGAGAUACUGAGGGUCCCGUUCACAUACUGCUGGUCUCCGGCUCUCAUUCCCAAGCCAUCAGAUUGGCCGUCUUAUAUUGACGUCUGCGGCUUCUUCUUCCGUGACUUCUGUCAGUACGAACCUCCAGCAGAUCUGCAGGCCUUCCUCGCAUCGGGUCCGCCCCCAAUUUACAUUGGCUUCGGCAGUAUUGUCCUGGACGAUCCUGAAAAGAUCACAGCAAUUAUUAUUAGCGCAGUAAAUGCAGCUGGCGUGCGGGCUAUUAUUUCCAAAGGCUGGUCAAACUUGGGCGGGACAGAAAACGAUAACAUUUAUUCCAUUGGGGACUGCCCUCAUGAAUGGCUUUUCCAACAGGUAGCUGCUGUCGUGCAUCAUGGGGGCGCUGGCACGACAGCUUGUGGUUUACGAAAUGCAAGGCCAACAAUUAUCGUUCCCUUCUUUGGAGAUCAGCCAUUCUGGGGUGCUAUGGUCGCCGCAGCCGGUGCUGGUCCUGCCCCUAUUCCAUAUAAAAAGCUUUCCGUUGAAGCACUGAGCCAAGGAAUACAAUAUUGCCUUACAGAACAAGUGGCGACAGCAGCUUCGGCCAUUGCGAUUAAAAUGAGUUCAGAAGCGGGAGUGCGCGCCGCAGUCUCGUCGUUCCACCGAAACCUUCCCCUCGAACGACUGCAGUGCGACCUAUAUCCGGGGCAGCCAGCAGUGUGGUCUUUUGCCAAGGGCCGCAGGAAAAUCAAGAUUUCGAAAAUCGCAGCAGAAAUGUUAGUCACCGAGAGGUUGAUUGAUCGGAAAAGUUUAGUGAUGCAUGCAAUCAAACCAAUUGUGAUUGAAAACCGUCGGUGGGAUCCUAUCACGGGUGGAGCUUCUGCCGUGGUAGGCACUUCAACCGCCCUCACGGCUUCCAUUCUAGGAACUUUUUACAAACCUUUCAAGGAGUAUCAAGACUACCACGAAAACCGCAGAGAUCGUCCCUCGAGUAGCAGUUCCCAUCGGCCCAUACAGAGACCUGCAAGUAGGUCAUCAUCUGGGAACACCUCAUCGCGGAUGACAAAUCAUGGGGAGGAGCUUGAUAAUCUUGGUACCAUGGACACCACAAUCUUCGAAACGAGCUCGUUAUCACACUUCAAAGAACCGUCAGAUCAUCAUAAAAUAAGGCUUGCUGGUAGAAUGGCAGGAGCUUCGGCUAAAAGCUUGGCCAGCUUCGGCCCAACCGCCCUUAAAGGUAUGAUGGUCGAUUUCCCGCUUGCUAUCGCUGAAGGAAUGCGCAACGUUCCACGAUACUACGGUGAGGAGCCACGGGAUCACGGCCCUGUUACUGACAUUAAGAGUGGCUUUGCUGUUGCUGGCAAAAGCUUCGCGUGGGGUAUGGCAGAAGCAGUCAGCGACAUUGUCGUCCAGCCAUACCAAGGUAUGCAGGAGGAUAGCGCGAGAGGCGCAGUUAAGGGCAUUGGCAAGGGCAUAGCAAACAUGGCUUCUAAAUCUGGCUGUGCUAUGUUUGGUGUCCUAGCUUAUCCGAGCGCUGGUAUUGCGAAGAGUCUGCAAUCGUCGAUUCAUUCUAAGACGCGAAAGAAGAUUGACAAGGCGCGCCAUAGCGAGGGGGUAUGGUUACUGAAGGACGGCCGAUGCAAGGAACCAAAUAGUGUAUUUACUACGUUCCAGGGACAAUUUAAGGGUAAGAAACGCUAA